This is a messenger RNA of Paracoccidioides brasiliensis Pb18, 327 nucleotides long. RefSeq lists its product as uncharacterized. The record is from RefSeq and is a predicted model, not a curated record. The coding region runs from base 1 to 327 and encodes 108 amino acids. The transcript has 2 exons.
AUGUUGGAAUAUCCAUUGAAAGAGGAAAAAGAGAGAAGGAAGUAUGCAAAACUAAACGAAUUAAAAACUACAGCAGGAGACAUAUUUACCUACUACAAUGUUUUGAAAUGGCAAGAAAACAUUUUCCUUCUGUUUAAAGGCCAACUGUGGAAUUACGGAACGGGUGGUGCCAACGUGCAGGGCAUUAUUCUGGGUGCACGGGGAGAAAUCGUGAGCCUUUUUGACGUUCCAUCAUCCACCCUGGUCAAUUGCACAGGAAAUCUAGCUUGGAAUGAAAUAUGGAAUGAACACCUUGCACCAUUUGGCCGUCAAUUGAGUUUGGAGUAA